GUGGGUAUUUAGUAUAGCGUCUCGGUGUGUAGCGAUUCAAAUGUUGUGUUGCCAGCCCAAGUGAUAGUUCUUUGUUGUGAUCUAGAGUUUUUUUGUUUGGCUUUAUUUCACCUUGUUAGUAUGUGCAACUUGGAGUUUAUAUUUCCACCGGGGACAUAUUUUUGAAAACAAACUGUUGCAAUAGUUUAUCUAUUGAUUCAUCUAUUCAGUUGUUUAUUUUGUUUGUUUAAUAUCUACGUUAUGUAUACUGCACUUGCAGAAAUGAUCAUGCUGCCCAACGACAAGAAGAAAAACUUCGUCCGAAACUUGUUCGGCGUGGCCGACCAAGAGACAAGACACCAAGAUUUAGUAAAGCAAGAAAGUUUUUUCGAGGAUAGCACCCGACUGUUCAUGGAGAAAUGGAACUUCGAUCCUGUUACGGAAAAAAGCACCGCUGGUGGAAAGUACGACUGGGAACUUGUAGUGUCCACGGAAAAUAUUCCAGCCUUCUACACUAAAAAAUACGUUCAUGUAUCGGAUAACUCACGAAAGCCCAGCAGAAUCACCGGCCGAACUUCGGCCGCGAAAAGAAAAUUAAACUAUAGCGAUUUUGAGACCGAUAACAAGGCCGAAGUGGUCAGUACGGAUAGCAACUUGAAUAACACACGUGUUCCCUCUAAGGGAGAAACGGUGACCUUGUCCGCAGGCUCGGACAGCAUCUCCAAACCAUCGGUUCCUUGUGCCACAGAGUUGCCAUUUGGAUUAAGGAGCUGCUCAAAUCCCGAACUGGUUGAAAUGGUCAGUUCUGAGUUCGUCACUCCACCCCCACAAAGCAAACAGAGCUAUAUUACAGAUUUUAUGCCAGCCAAAAAGAGACGGCAAAAUUCUGAUCAGAAAAAUACUCAGCAUAGACCUAGUUAAGAUUGUUUUUUUUUUUGUACAGUCUAUUCUACUUAUUGUGUAUGGCUGUAGGUGUCCAGUGACUGAUGACCUACAAACCAAACAGACUGUGAUGGUGACUUAUGGGACUGCUGCAAUAUCUUCUGGACAUGUCCUGGCGGUCUGGGUGACCACACACUUUUUUUUUUGGUUGGAAAAAAAACAAACUAUUUGAACAUAUAACAAGCAGGAUGUGUCCAUCUUCUUUCAAGGAAAUAUAAAAGCUAAUAUUUUGGAGUCAGCGCUACAAAUCUACAUAUGAUAUACUGUUGAUUGAUGUUUCUCUGUUUGGACUUAUUUUAACAUGUUAGGGGAGUGCCUUUUAUUUUACAUCAGAGCUAGGCUCACAUUCUGUGUUUAAAUAGUAGCUAGGCUCGCAUUCUGUUUAAAUAGUAAGAAGUCAUUUGUUAUUACUUUUUUGUUUUAAUUCUGGUCUACCAUUUUUUUGUUUGUUUACUAAGUGAUUGUUAGUUGAUAAAGUAAAUGUAGAUCUAUUGUUGGUGGAAAAUGUUAAUUGCUAGAAUGGAAAGGUUAAUAUUUAUGUUGAUGCAUUUCAGCAUUUGUAUUUUAUUUGGCAUUCAUUAACGUUGGCAUACAUGGGAGCAUAGCAUCAAAAUGAAGUGACACUGUUAUUUUGAGCUUCUUUUUUUUUUCUUAUCAAGGUGUGUUCACCUUUUAGAUAGAUGUUUGUAAAUGUGUGAAUGCUUCUUCUAAAUUUCUUUGUAUUUAUUUUAUUGCUUGGCUAGCAUGUAGUGGAGUGUCUUGCUGGCAGCCACCUUGUGUUAUAGUUCAUAUGUUUGUACAUUGAUCUCUUAUUUAUUUGUAAAUCCAUUAUUAUAGAGAGAGAAUUUAUGCAAAUUUUUAAAAGUAAUAUUAGAUUUGUAUCUGUAGGCUUAUCCCCUUGAUUUCAUUCUCUUUAAAAACCAUUUAAAUAAUAAUUAAAAAGAAAUUAUACAAUACCUGAAAGAUUCAAUAAAAAAAAAGAUGUAUAUCAGUUUAUUUGCUUGUGAGCGUCUGAUUUUGGUUCUGUUGACCCUUAGAGUGAGACAGAUCAAAAUGUAGACAUUUACAAGCAGACACAGCCUUCUGUUGAUCUUAAGGGUGAGAUAGAAGAUGGUGAAAUGCUAGCCAAGUCAUUAAUUUUGCUUGCACAAACUGUAUUGUAUUGGGAUGAUUUGUUGAUCCUCGUCAUCCGCGUCUCUUACAGAAAUUGUGUAAUCUCCCAAUUCUCUUUACAGUAAGAUAGAAAUUAUUUUUUUCUAAAGUAGGCGGCAGUCUUUGAACCUGCUAUAACAUUUAAAAUUUCACCCAUUACUUCUAAGAAGGAAGGAGUUAUCAGUUAAAUUUCAUUGUAAUAAGCUCUUAGUAUAUUUCUUGAUGAUAACAGGAUUUUAUAAUAAGCUUCAGUAGCAAAUAAUAUUAUUUUCCCAUAAGUUUUACUUGACAUAAAAACAUUGAAUCUAACUAGUUGCUGGGUCUUGCAACUAACCGUGUGUCUUAUCAUUCCUUUUCAUUUAUUUAUUAUCACAAUGUAUGUGCUCACCCAAAGUUUGGUUCUUAUCAUCUGCAGUUUCUGAGAUUGGCAUUUUUUUAAAUGAAACUGUGUGUCUGUUUCAUCUCAUUUAAGAUAAAUUUAUGAUUUAAGUUGUAUCAUGUUAUUUUGUAUUGCAAUUAUUUCCAACUGGCUUACACUCAAGGAAGCUAUACGUGUUUGAUGCAUGGAUGAAACCUAUUCAAUUUUGUAUUUUAAAGAUGGUUUGCUUGAUAAAAAGGUAUUGUAUUGUAUGACGAUAUUUUCACUGUUACCAAACAAGUGCCCACAUCAAGGAAAUUAAGUGUGCGUCUUUAAAUUGAUAACCUUUUUUUUUAUCUGUUGCAAGCAAGUAAUUAGGUGGUUUAAUUUUUGUACUAAGAAUUAUGUUCAGAAAGUUAUAACAAAAUUAAACAUGUGUUAAAAACAUAAGUGGGGUAGCCUUUAAUUUCCAUAACAAAAAAAAAAAUUCUUGCUAACAUAUUUUGUACUUUUUUUUGUACUUUUUUUUUUUUUUUUUUAUUUACUUUUUGAGUUCCACUAUACAAAACAAAAUUUUAGUUAUCAUUUACAAUUGUUAAGUUAGUUAUCAGCAAAAAUACAUUUUUACUCUUAACUUGUAACUACUGUAAUAUAGAAAAUUUUUAUCAAGUGUAAGGUUUUAUUGGUGUUUUUUUUUUUUUUUUGUA
Messenger RNA from Biomphalaria glabrata, 3138 nucleotides. RefSeq lists its product as uncharacterized. The record is from RefSeq and is a predicted model, not a curated record. NCBI's taxonomy places the organism in Eukaryota, Metazoa, Mollusca, Gastropoda, Planorbidae. Gene Ontology annotation, cellular component: nucleus. The transcript has 3 exons. Gene Ontology annotation, molecular function: cyclin-dependent protein serine/threonine kinase inhibitor activity. The coding region runs from base 241 to 900 and encodes 219 amino acids. Gene Ontology annotation, biological process: regulation of cell cycle.